AAGUACUCUUCUGCCAUGUCCCCUUAGAAACUUCUCUGAACAAAACAACUCAAUUUCAAAAUAACACAUGCCCACAAAGAAAAAGCAGUCUUUAUUACUCUCCUAUGUUUUGCAGUCAUGCUUUCUUCUUUCAUAUGCCCAUUAUAUUCAUUCUUCCCUCCCAAGCUUUUGAUUCUUCCACCACUUUACCAAACAAAAACCCUAGAUUUUCUCUUUCCAAUCAAUUAAUUCUCUGAGUUUUCACCCUAAAGGCAAAAGAUACUUACGAUUUCCCCUUUAUAUUUUUCUUUUCAGUCACAUCCCCAUCUCAAUUCUCUGAUUUGUUGAUUUUUUUAACUGCUUCUAUCGUUUUCCCUUUGCAUAAACCCCAAUUUCUUAACGAGGGUAUCUUAAACAUUACUACCUUUUACUCUCUGAUCACGGAUGGGUAUGGCCUAGUUCUACUCAUUUGCAGUUACAGCAACAAUGUCAGAUGACAUGCUUAUUCAUUUCUCUUCCAACUCUUCAAACCAAUCGGAUCAGUCUCUUCCUACAAAGAUUGCAAAGUUGGAAGCUCGAAUGGUGGGCAAGGGUUCCUCCACCACUGCUCAGCAAUCAGCUUGGUCCUCAGUACCAUCUUCAGCUGGGAAAUUUGGUGGAGCUGCUGAAGAUUUGGCUGAGCCACCCUCUUCCAGUGAUUCUGAUGACGAUAAUGGUGGGGAAUUCUUAAUACAAGCCAACACACAGAAGCGCCUAAAACUUCAAGCAGAUGAAAGCACUAAUGUUUUUGAACAUGUUGAGGUUGUUACUGAUGGAAGACAAAGUAGUUUGGAGGCUGUGGAGACAAAAAUUAAUGUUGAUGUGAAUAGAAAGAAACAUGGUCGAGGAAGAGGGAGUUCUGGUUCAGGUAGGGGCCGUGGUUCCAGAGUUAAUGAUCAGACCAGAACACAAAUUUCUCCUCCUGUUUUGGCUUCAAAUGGUCAGAUUGAGAAUGUAAACCAUAAAGAUGGCAGGCCUAGUGAUCAGUUUCAUAAUGAUAAUUGUGCUUCAUUAGAGGAUGAGGUUGCUUCUUUACAUGCAAAAGUUGUUGCAUUGGAGGAGGAAUUGCGUAAAUCGAAGCAAGAGACCUCUGAUUAUCAGAAUCUUUAUCGACAGUUAGAAAAGGAACUGAAGGAGAUGACUGAUCAUGAACAGCAAAUGAAGCCUAAGAGAACGAAAAUCAUAUCUGAUUUGCUGAUAUCAGUUUCAAAGGCCGAGAGACAAGAAGCAAGGCUGAAAGUACGACAAGAUUCAUUGAGACUUGGAAAUGUUGGUGUAAUCAGAGCUGGAACUGUCAUAUCUGAGACCUGGGAAGAUGGUCAAGCUUUAAAGGAUCUGAAUGCCCAGCUUAAACAACUGCUAGAAACAAAGGAGGCAAUCGAACGACAGCGCAAAUUGUUUAAGAAAAAACAAUCUGAUAAGGGUGAUGGAGCAGAUGCAGAGGCUGGGUUACCAGAAGAUAUUCUGAUUCACGAUGAAAUCUACAAAUCUCGACUAGCUUGUCUUAAACGGGAAGAAGAAAUUAUUUUGCGGGAGAGGGAUCGAUAUGAACUAGAGAAGGGGAGGUUAAUUCGUGAAAUGAAACGCAUUCGUGACGAAGAUGGUUCACGGUUUAACAACUUUCAGAUUCUUAAUCAUCGUUAUGCCCUUCUAAACCUUCUUGGAAAGGGAGGGUUCAGUGAGGUGUACAAGCAGGCUUUCGACUUGGUGGAGCAUAGAUAUGUUGCAUGCAAGCUUCAUGGUUUACAUGCUCAAUGGAGUGAAGAGAAGAAGCAAAGUUACAUACGACAUGCAAUUCGGGAGUAUAAUAUUCACAAGACGCUUGUACAUCGUCACAUUGUUCGUUUAUGGGACAUCUUUGAGAUUGAUCAAAACACAUUCUGCACAGUUCUAGAGUAUUGUAGCGGGAAGGAUCUUGAUGUUGUCCUUAAAGCAACACCUAUUUUGCCGGAGAGGGAGGCUAAGGUCAUCAUAGUUCAGAUUUUUCAAGGCCUUAUUUACAUGAAUAAAAGAACACAGAAGAUUAUUCAUUAUGAUUUAAAGCCUGGAAACGUUCUGUUUGAUGAGCUUGGUGUUGCCAAAGUGACUGAUUUUGGUCUUAGCAAGAUAGUGGAGGAUGAUGUGGGAUCCCAGGGUAUGGAACUGACAUCACAGGGAGCUGGAACAUAUUGGUAUUUGCCUCCUGAAUGCUUUGAGCUCAGCAAGACACCUCUUAUAUCAUCAAAGGUUGAUGUCUGGUCUGCUGGUAUUUUAUUCUAUCAAAUGCUCUUUGGCAGACGUCCUUUCGGGCAUGACCAAACACAAGAAAGAAUACUUCGGGAAGACACAAUUAUUAAGGCACGCAAGGUUGAAUUUCCUUCUAGACCUACUGUUUCUAAUGAGGCAAAGGAUUUUAUUCGACGGUGUCUAACUUAUAACCAGGCUGAGAGACCAGAUGUAUUAACCAUUGCUCAUGACCCAUAUCUCACUUUCUCAAAAAAAUAAUGGCGACAUGUUCAUUGCAUGGCUUGUUAUCAAGGCUCCACAGAGAAAGAAUGGAGGAUCUCAUAUUCUUCUAACUUCAGUGACUGAUUGCGUCAGAUUUUGUAUAGAUUGUAAAGAUUUUGUAAUGUUGUCAAUGAGGAGGAUGUUUCCCCCACUCUGAAAGAAAGUCCAGUUGUCUUCAUGCAUCAUCUUUUGGUUCAAAAUAUUUGUUGAAAAAAAAAGAGGGGGGGGGGGGGGGGGCAAAAGGCAAGUGGGUUUGACUUGACCUUUAAAGGGGUCAAAAUGUAUAGGUCCUCACAAGUGAGAAAGCUUUCAUAAUUUUUUAGUACUCUUCCUCCCAAAUUAUAGGAUUUUAAUGCAUUCUGAUUGGCUACUUUAUCUUCUAUUCCCACCAAGCUAUUAAUUUGUGAAGGAGAGCAGUUUUAAGGAUAUUUGAAGAGCAUUUUUAUUUUACAUUCGGCUUUCCGAGUUGGUACAUGGGAUGUGUGUCUGUGUAACUCAAACAAAAACAAAAGAAAUGAAUUUGUGUGGGGUUCCAUGAAGAAACAGGUAGCUCUUUUUGACAUGGAACAUUGUGAUUGAGACAUAUUUCAGUACAACAAGCGAGAAGAUUUAUCCAUGUAUGAAUGACAAUAUAUGUUUCAUAU
Abrus precatorius (Indian licorice) is the source of this 3149-nucleotide messenger RNA. Its product is annotated as serine/threonine-protein kinase TOUSLED. The record is from RefSeq and is a predicted model, not a curated record. Gene Ontology annotation, biological process: intracellular signal transduction; peptidyl-serine phosphorylation; chromosome segregation. NCBI's taxonomy places the organism in Eukaryota, Viridiplantae, Streptophyta, Magnoliopsida, Fabales, Fabaceae. The coding region runs from base 466 to 2502 and encodes 678 amino acids. Gene Ontology annotation, cellular component: nucleus. The transcript has 17 exons. Gene Ontology annotation, molecular function: ATP binding; protein serine/threonine kinase activity.